Closterium sp. NIES-67 is the source of this 3833-nucleotide messenger RNA. The record is from the annotation of a GenBank genome assembly. NCBI's taxonomy places the organism in Eukaryota, Viridiplantae, Streptophyta, Zygnematophyceae, Desmidiales, Closteriaceae.
AAUCGCGUUUCCUGUGUGAGUGGAGGGGUACUCGAGGAACUUUGCUGUGAGCCAAGCCGAAUUCUCAAAUCCGCCGAUUUGUCUUCAAUGCCAGCUCUUGGCACCCAUCUCUCCUAGCCUUACUUAUCUUCGCGCCACUCGCGGUCCUCAGGGGUUAGAACCGGAGACAAACUUUCUUAGGAUUUUUAUAAAUUCACCCCGCCAUCAGGGUCGCCCCGAGAUAUUAGCGUGGAACUUCCCUAGCAGUGCGUUCUUAGAACGCAGCCUGCAACCAGAAUACCCAGCGGAGGCAUUCUGUGUGGCUGAUAUCGCCGGAAAGGGUAGCGCUUCAGAAGCUCCAAACAGCAGUAGUACUACUACGGUAGCAGCAAGAAGAGAUUAACUCGAGGUGUGGAUAUCUCUGAAGCCAAUCACCUGCGGUCACAGGAAAAGGUCGCAUAAUAGUCAGACGGAAACCGCAGACUCGUCCUUGAAAGCGCAGUCAGACGGCAAGCUCCAAGACUUCUCCUUCUCAAAUCAAACCACCAUCUUCGUAGAUACCCCGGUGACUUUCAACGCCGCUCAAUCGACCCUCCACUUCAGCGGUCGCAUAUCAUCCAAGUUUUGACUUUCCAGUUGUUUCUUAAUCUCCAUCCUAUACCAGACUUAAGCCGUCUCACGACUCCGUACUAAACCACCGGCGAUGGAUUUCGCUCCAGCCUUCGCCACCGGCCCGCCCAGCUCUCUCCACAAGCCGUCCGUCGCGGGCAGAAUAGGCAACUGGCGGGGCCGGGCAGACGAAGGAUUUCUCAUGCUGCCCAUCCCCGAGGAGGGCGAGCUCGUCGAGAUGAGCGCGGAGGCGGGGUCCGCGCGCGCGGCAUGGCGCGCGCAGGCGCUGCUGGGGAUAAUCCUGGGGGAAAAGGACAGCGCGUCGUUCAAAGAGGCGGAAACCAAGGGCGGCGGAGGGGGGUCACCAGCUGGGGGCGCGGGGAUGGAGUGGGGAGCGGGGGAGAAGGACGAGGCGGCGGAGGCGGAAGUUGCAGCGGAGGCUGCGGCGACGGCGGCGCUACGGCAGGCUAUGAGUGGGAUAACUAAGCACGGGCGGACGCACGUACUUGGCGACUCCGCCGGAUAUAGCGACGCGGGGAAAUCAGGCGCGUCCGCAUCCGGCGCCGCCGCCGCCGCCGGAGGCGGUAAUAGCGGCAUGUCGCGAUGGCGGUCCAUCGCAGCCGCUAUGCUGGGGAAGCGGGCGCCUGACCCGCCGCCGGCUUUCGAGAUGCCGCAAGGGGCGACCAAGGGAGGGGGAGGGGGAGGAGGAAGGGGAGCGGAUGGCGGCGCAUGGUGGGCGGCCUGGCUGGGCGACAGCGGCCGGUGCGCAGAGCACGGGCGCAACGGGGGAGGGAUGGCGGAGCACUCUCAGGCGGACUUGAAUCAAGCUGCAGCUGCGGCGGCAGCAGCGGCGGCGGUAAAUGGCGGAGUCACCAGCGCGGAGCACCACUCGAUGUUUGCGAAGAAGCAUCAGGAGCUGGAGUUGGCCAAUCCGCCGUCCCCCUUGUCCGUCUCUCCGCCUUCCUCUGGCGCGUCCUCUCCGCCCACCUCCGCCUCCUCCUCCUCGUCCUCCUCCGCGUCCUCCCCCGAAUCCUCCGCCUCGGCGCAAGAAGGCACUCCGCCCGAGCCCUGCUACUUGCACGAGGAUGCGCACGCGGGCGGAAGCAUGGCGGACGGAGAUGGUGGGCGCGCGGAAAGCGGAGAGGCGGAGGGAGUCGGGCAUAGACAAGGCGAAGAAGCCCCCGUGAUUGGCUCGUUCAUGGGCUUCGCCAUGCGGGGAGCGCAAGGCGGAAUCGCAGCGGGCGCGGACGGCGCAAGCAGAGGCGGAAGCGGAAGGGGCCAGGCUUGGGGGUGGCUCGAAGGGGGAGAGGCGGAAGGGCAGGUGCAGGCGGACGUACGCGCUAUAGAGAACCAGCAGCACGCGCUGAGGCACGCCUUGGAGCGCGCGCAAAACCGUCGCGGCGGAAACGGAAACGGAAGCGGAAGCGGAAGCGGAAGGGCGCAGCUUGGGGCGGAUGGCGGAACUGGCGGAGCUGGGAGCGCCAACGGGGCGGAAGCGGAAGGGCCCGCGGGUCUACCCGCGAAUCUCAUGGGCGCGUGGCGGGAAGCUUGGGUGGAGUCGGGGGAAGACAGGCUCGGCGGAGCGCAAAUGGCGCGCCGGAAGGAAGUCGACGCGUACGGUUACGGCUAUGGCUGCUCCGCUUACCCCGCAGAAACGACGCCUGGUGACGGGAGAAUCUCGAUCCGUAACCCGCGGCGCGUCGCCGUGAAACCCGGCGGCAAGAGCUCCCUCUGGCUGGGCGUAAAAUCCUGGGCCGCGUCGCGAACAGCGGCUCGGCGGCGGAGAGUGGCGGCCGUCCCGCGCGCGCAGCGGGAGGGGGAGUGGGCGGUGUGGGGGAUCGGAUUCGCGGUGUUUGCGCUGAUCAACGUGCAGCUGAUCACCGGCUGCGCGCUCCUCUGGCUCUGCCUCCCCGCGGCCUGGUCCGCCACCGCGCGCGCGGCGGUCGCGGGGUGCGCCAGCGCGCUCGUGGGCGCGCAGCUUGCGGGGAACGUCCUCGUCGCGGCGUUUGCGCGCGCCGCCGUGCUGCGGGAGUUCCUGAGGCGGAAGAUGAAGGCCGCGGGGAAGGCGCAAGGCGUGGCGGUGGGGGGACAGCGGGGCGCGGGGAGGGCGGAAGACGGCGAGGCGGCGGAUGUUGAGGGGAAGGGGGAGGCGGUGGCGGCGUGCGGAGUGGCGUGCGCGCUGGAUGUGGAGCAACUGUUGGCGGAGCAAGGGGAGGGGGAAGGGGGGAGCCAAGCGGGGGAGAGAGGCAUGAUGAAGGGCUUUCACUCUCGCCCUCUCCUAGUGUACAAAGCAGAGCACAGCAUCCAGUCCCAGAGCACCCACCUGCACCCCUCCGAACCCACGGGCACCGCACCAACCGACCCCCGUCCUUACUCCCCUGCUCCUUCACCCACGGCCACGGCUGCAGCUGCCGCCGCCGCCUCUGCUGCUGCUUCUUCUGCUGCAUCAGCAGCAGCUGCUGCUGCGGCAGCAGCACCAAUGCGCAUAAGAAACGGCAGCAGCAGCAGCAGCAGCGGCGGUGGCAGUGGCGGUGGCGGCGGUGGUGGUGGUGGUGCAAACGGCAUGCAGCACGAGGGGGCCGAACGGAGAGGGGCGGCCGUGGAGCAGGAGGAGGGGGAGGAGGAGGGGGGGGGGGUGUUGCAGUGGUGGCGGUGGAUUUUGUGGUGACGGACGUGGUGUCGCGGGUGUCGGUGGUGGUGCGUGCACGGCAGGCGGCGGACAAUGGAGUGCUGGAGAUGGUGCGCCUGCCCAGUGCACGGAGACAGCAACGCGGAGAGCCAUCCAGGCCGUUGACAGCAGUGCGAGAGGGCGAUGUGGUAACUGCAAUCGGCAGUGCCAUGCGAGAUCCCAACACGGGCACACUGCAUGUGGUGCCGCUGGUGUAUCCGCGCAACAUCUCCACCUUCACCUUCCUAUUUGGUUGCCUGCCCUUCUACUUCCCGGUGGUCGUUGGCCGGAAACUCAUUGUUGCUGCUCUGUGAGAAUAGCAGCAGCACCGGCAGCAGAUCCUGAAACUAAGAGGAGAUGCUGGGUGUGGGAAACAUUUUUUAGGUACUUGAAAAUAGUGGGACUAAUGCUUGGGAUUGAAUUUGAGAUGGAUUGUUGGUAUGGGGAGUGCUUGAUUGACAAUUAGGAUUAGAGACCAUUAAAGCAAGUGUUCGCUCUAGCGCACUGAGAUUUGAUUUGCCUAGUGAAGCCUUGUAGGUCAUGUGGAGUGGACGGUUUGCUCGAGUUCAAUUGCCCU